CGGUACCACCGGGGUAGGGGCGGGGGGCGUGUGCCGGCCCGGGCGGAACCAUGCGGAGGCGCUGGUAGGGGGGAUCCCGGGGGAGGGGGCUCGGUCCGGUUCCCGGUGCCGCUGCCAUGGCCUCGAACUGCGCGGGGGGCUCGGCGGCGGGGGGCGGCGGAGGAACGGCGCUGGGCGCGGUGCUGAGCGCCAGUAAAACCAAGACCAAGAAGAAGCACUUCGUGUGCCAGAAGGUGAAGCUGUUCCGGGCCUCGGAGCCGCUGCUCAGCGUCCUCAUGUGGGGGGCCAACCACACGAUCAACGAGCUCAGCAAUGUUCCUGUCCCCGUCAUGUUAAUGCCGGAUGACUUUAAAGCCUACAGUAAGAUUAAGGUGGACAAUCAUCUAUUCAACAAGGAAAACCUGCCAAGUCGCUUUAAAUUUAAGGAAUAUUGUCCACUGGUGUUCCGAAACCUCCGGGAGAGAUUUGGGAUUGAUGACCAAGACUACCAGAACUCGGUGACGCGCAGCGCGCCGGUGAACAGCGACAGCCAGGGCCGGUGCGGGGCCCGGUUCCUCACCACCUACGACAGGAGGUUCGUCAUCAAGGCGGUGUCGAGCGAGGAUGUAGCAGAGAUGCACAACAUCUUAAAGAAGUACCAUCAGUUCAUAGUGGAGUGUCAUGGGAACACCCUCCUGCCUCAGUUCCUCGGCAUGUACCGCCUCACCGUGGAUGGAGUGGAAACCUACAUGGUGGUGACCAGAAACGUGUUUAGUCACAGGCUGACUGUGCACAGGAAAUACGACCUGAAGGGCUCAACAGUAUCCAGGGAAGCAAGCGAUAAAGAGAAGGCCAAGGAUCUCCCAACGUUCAAGGACAACGACUUCUUGAAUGAGGGCCAGAAGCUGCACGUUGGAGAAGAGAGUAAAAAGAAUUUCCUGGAGAAGCUGAAGAGGGACGUGGAGUUUUUAGCUCAGCUGAAGAUUAUGGACUACAGCUUGCUGGUUGGGAUCCACGAUGUUGACCGAGCAGAGCAGGAAGAGAUGGAAGUGGAGGAUCGGGCAGAGGACGAGGAGUGUGAGAAUGAUGGGCUGGGAGGCAACCCCAUCUCCUCCUAUGGCACCCCCCCGGACAGCCCUGGCAACCUCCUCAACUACCCACGUUUCUUUGGGCCUGGGGAGUUCGAUCCCUCUGUCGACGUCUACGCCAUGAAAAGCCAUGAAAGUGCCCCCAAGAAGGAAGUGUACUUCAUGGCCAUUAUAGACAUUCUUACGCCAUAUGAUGCGAAGAAGAAAGCUGCACAUGCUGCCAAAACAGUGAAACAUGGGGCUGGGGCAGAGAUCUCCACCGUGAAUCCAGAGCAGUACUCGAAACGCUUCAAUGAAUUUAUCUCCAACAUCCUGACAUAGUCGUCUUCAGCCUUCAGCGAGACAUGAAGAGGAAGAGGGGGCUACUUCCAAACAGAGAACGCAGCCUGUGACACUAAAACAGACACUGUAGCAGCAUGUGGGGUGUGCGUGUGUGUGCGCGUGUGAGUGUGCAAGAGCGAGUGCGUGGCGCUGUGUGACUUAAAGAGAAAAACUCAUUCUAGGUGCACCCUCCAACAGUCCACUUGACCCAGGUGGAAAAGUGGGGUUUUUAUGUUACAGAAGUGCCCAGACACAGAUUUGAGGGCUUUUUAAAACAAGCAAAGUGCAUUGUUUCAGCACUGCUCUUUCUAAUGACGUUUUCUCCUCUCCGAUCAAGAGAAGCCCAUAGGGAUACGAUACAUGGCACUGUCUAGAAGGGGUCGCUCUAGAUCAUGUUCAGUGGGAGUGAAGCAGUGCCUGGUUCCACAAACUAUUUUAGGGGGUUUUUUAUUAUUGGACUGUCUUUACCCGAAAGACACACCAACCCUUUUAUUUCCCUCUUGGUAGGAAGUGGAAGGAAACUAGCUCACCAUUUCAAGGACAGAAAAUACUACUCUUGAUAAGGAGGAGUCGCUGAACUUUAGGUAAAUUCAGACUGGGACACUUUAUGCUUUUGGGUUAAUUUAAGUAAGACAAACUUUUGUAACUGCACUUGGUUUCCAAGAAAGAUGAGGGAAAUGAACAUCUACCAAAGAUGAUCACUUAAAGAGGUGUAACUCCUAGAGCGGAAAGAAACAGGUAUGAGAAGUGGUAGAGGCAUUGAAUGACCUCAGAUAAUAACGUGCUCGGACCCAUUGUGCUUUAAAUUGGCCAGCUGUGAUGAUUUCAUAAAAGGAAAAACUAAAACAAGGUGUUUUGUACCUGUAGAUAUGGGAUAGAUUGGACUAUCCCAAGUGUUUCCCUGUCGCACCUCAGGCAGGAAUUACCAUGUCUCUUAGGUGAGAGCUUAACAUCGCCCUUCCGCCAGUGUUAAUCUAGCUAAUGUUCAGUCUUCCUUACUAGCCCCAAUUGCAACAGGUACUUGAACUUGUUUCCUGACCGAGGUUCUUUGCUUAGGUGGUUCAUUGUUCACAUGGCAAUGUGACUUGCACACGAAGGAACUGGACUUCGCUACCAGUGGCGAGUGCUGGGAGCUGGGACUGUGGAGCGAGUCUCCCAGCUCCAAAGGACUCAGGACUUGAGCUGUGGUUGGUUUUACUCUUCUCUGCUCCAUACCCCUCUCUAGAGCAACAGUCAAGGAGUGGAAACGUUUGAACACUUGCGCCAGAUUAUCCCCCCCUUCCUCCCCUUUAAGGAAUUGGAACUGAUUGGAGUGACUGAAUAACGUCCUGUUUUGUCUCCAGAACGCUUGUACUAUUUCUCACAGCCAAGCUUGUCAGACUCGCUUUGGGUUUCGUUAGCUCUGCUGCACACCACUUACAGAUCUCUUGGUUCCUAUUUUUUAAUUGUCUUUCUCUUUUUUCGAAGCAGGAUUUAGUGUUUUGAACAAACCUCUUGCAGUUGAAACAUGUUGCUUCUCUGCCUUGAAACUGUUCUCACAUAUGCCUUUGUUUCGGGAAUAAGCUGUUUCGAAUGUCUGUCCUGUGCUGUAACACGUGCUACAGUUUGCUGUGUGGAAUUUGGUCCUUUUGAGAGAUAACUGGUGCUCAUCACAUCCUGGUAAUUUCCCUAGACUAACCUAGCUCUGGUCUGGAUUCUGAACGUGGGCUUGGGGUUCUCGUAGAUGUUCACACUCACCUUUGUGAUGUGAAUCCCACAGGUCUCAACUUCGAAGGGGACAAAAAGGGGCUGAAGUCUCAGCCCAUGAGAGUGCACUGUAAAUAGAAGUCUUUAAGAAAACAAGAAUUCACAUUAGGGGUCAUAACGGGAUCUGAAUCUUUUCCUUCAUUCAUGGGUCAUUCCCUUUGACACGGGACAGAUCUCCCUGUUCCGUGUGAGGUGGGGUUAACACACCGUUGUCUGGGAGGCCUGAGAGUCUCAUGUCUUAAGGUGUGUAGCUGGAAAAGCCACAAAACAAAUGCAGCUAUGAGAAUGCUUUGAAAAAGGGAGGACUUGGAGGGUAUCAUCAGCUUGGUUUUGUGGGCAUUAUAUUGGUUGCUUUUCUCUUAAAACAAUAAGCACUUAAGUUUACUACCGGAAAUUAAAUACCAAUCACUUUUUAUUCUUGACAGUUAUAAAACUCUGCAUUGAAUCUGCAACUUUGGCCUGGUAAGUUUGUAUUCUCCUUUGGGGAAACUAGCUGGGACCUUUGAAAGGCUUGAAAUCAUGCAUUUAUAGAGGAAAAA
Neopsephotus bourkii (Bourke's parrot) is the source of this 3673-nucleotide messenger RNA. It is a transcript of the gene PIP4K2B, whose product is annotated as phosphatidylinositol-5-phosphate 4-kinase type 2 beta. Gene Ontology annotation, biological process: phosphatidylinositol metabolic process. Lineage: Eukaryota; Metazoa; Chordata; Aves; Psittaciformes; Psittacidae. The coding region runs from base 117 to 1388 and encodes 423 amino acids. The record is from RefSeq and is a predicted model, not a curated record. Gene Ontology annotation, molecular function: phosphatidylinositol kinase activity. The transcript is spliced from 10 exons.